GGUAUCAUGUCAUGUCAGGUGGUACCGUUGCUUAGGCUUAUAUAUGUCCCUUAUCACUCCCCAUAGUUCCUGUUCUUGCUGACAUUGUGCAUAACAACACUGACGUAAAACCAAUCUGUACGACGGCAGCACCAGCAGCUAACAGUAGUACAUUCACGUUACAACAGCUAGCUGGCGUACAAUCACUAGUUAGACGUUAACUUACUGUUUGCCUAUCUUUAACGGAAGUUUUCCCGUAAAUGAACUGUUCUAACAUCGCCCGGUGUUGAAGAAGUUUAAUAAACAUGUGUGACCAGGGGGACAUUUGUCCCCACCUGAAUUCCAUAGGGGAGGUAACCAAGGAGGAGCUUCUGCAGAAAUCCAAGGGAUCCUGCCAGUCAUGUGGAGUGGGAGGUCCCAACCUCUGGGCCUGUCUGCAGAGCGAGUGUCAAUAUGUUGGCUGUGGAGAAACCUUUUCAGAUCACAGCACCCUACAUGCACAGGCAAAUAAACACAACCUGACGGUGAACCUGACCACUUUCAGGAUCUGGUGCUAUGUGUGUGAGAGGGAGGUGUUUCUGGAGCAGAGGCCUGCAGUCGUCCCUGCAAUGUCUGCCACACACACUCCCCACCACUGUAAAGCUAAGGAACACCAGGUACGCCAUCGCACAAAGGAUGCAGUUCAUCAACCAGUGAGUCACCACCACCCGUUGAAGGCAGUCCCUAUCGCGGUAGCCGAAGAAGAGUGGUCGGAGUCGGAGGAGGAUGCGCUCAAACCUAGAGGUUUGACAGGGAUGAAGAAUAUUGGUAACUCCUGCUACAUGAACGCAGCGCUUCAAGCCCUGUCCAACUGUCCUCCUCUCACUCAGUUCUUCCUGGACUGCAGUGGAUUGGUGCGGACUGACAAAAAGCCUGCACUGUGCAAAAGCUACCAGAAACUGAUCUCUGAGCUCUGGCACAAGAAACGGCCCAGUUACGUAGUCCCCACCAGUCUGUCCCAGGGCAUCAAGCUGGUCAACCCCAUGUUCCGUGGCUACGCCCAGCAGGUAGGGGCAAGCUCCCAGCAGGACACCCAGGAGUUCCUGCGCUGUCUGAUGGACCAGCUCCACGAGGAGCUCAAAGAGCCACUGGCAGAGUGUGGAGGGGAGGGGGAUGAUAGGAGGGAUGGGGGCGACCGCUCCCCCUCCGAGGACGAGUUCCUCUCCUGCGACUCAGGCGCCAGCAGCGACCGGGGGGAGGGAGGGGGGCUGGGGGAGCCCGAGCUGCUCAUUCAGGACGAGUGUGGGGUGGGGCCGAGAGUUGGAGGAGGGGGGACAGGCACGGGCGGAGGGGUAGGCACAGGGGGGCCCAUCUCAGAGAAAGAGAGGCUGAAGGAGAAAAGGGUGUUGGGCUCGCCCCUCCACAGGGGCUCCCAGGAGAUGGACGAGGACGCCGAUGUGGAUACGACAGCGGCCGAAGAGGGUGGUCUGGAGAGGGGAGCGGAGGAGGAGGAGGGGACCCCCCCUAGCCCUAGGCCACAGGGUCCGAGUCAGACACAGGGGCAGACGCAGAGCAACAGCACUCCAGAGCCCGACAAUGAGGCAUUGAUGCAGAAGCGCCCCCAGUCUCGCCCCUGCAGCCCCGUCUGUACUGUCCAGGAACUGCACCCUAAACUCUCCCCCAACCCCACUCGCUCCAGCCCCUUCCGCUCUGCAGGGCCCGCAUACUCUUUUAAGAAAGCCCAGCUGUUCCUGGGUGCCAAGAAACAGAAGCAGUCUCGCUACCGCAGCGUCAUCUCAGACAUCUUCGAUGGCUCAAUCCUCAGCCUGGUCCAGUGUCUGACUUGUGACAGGGUGUCGACCACAGUGGAGACCUUCCAGGACCUGUCCUUGCCCAUCCCAGGUAAGGAGGACCUGGCCAAGCUACACUCCUCCAUCCACCAGAACCUCCCAGCCAAGACCGGGGUAUCUCUGGAUGUCUACGGCUCCCAGGGCUGGAUCACCUACAUCAUGGACUCCAUACGCAGGUUUGUGGUGUCCUGUAUCCCCAGCUGGUUUUGGGGUCCUAUGGUCACACUGGAGGACUGCCUCGCCGCCUUCUUCGCUGCUGAUGAGCUCAAAGGGGACAACAUGUACAGCUGUGAAAGGUGUAAAAAAUUGAGAAAUGGUGUAAAAUAUUGCAAAGUACUUCGGCUACCUGAGAUCCUGUGCAUCCACCUGAAACGUUUUCGCCAUGAGGUGAUGUACUCCUUCAAGAUCAACAGCCACGUGGCCUUCCCAUUGGAGGGCCUCGAACUCCGACCUUUCCUGGCCAAGGACAGCCCCUCCCAGAUCACCACCUAUGACCUGCUGUCCCUCAUCUGUCACCAUGGCACCGCAGGCAGUGGUCACUACAUAGCGUACUGUCAGAACGUGAUUAACGGUCAGUGGUACGAGUUUGAUGACCAGUAUGUAACGGAGGUCCAUGAGACGGUGGUGCAGAAUGCUGAGGCCUAUGUGCUCUUCUACAGAAAGAGCAGUGAGGAGUCGGUGAGGGAGAGGCAGAAGGUGGUGGAUUUAGCUAGCAUGAAGGAGCCAAGCUUGCUGCAGUUCUACAUCUCCAGAGAGUGGCUGAACAAGUUCAACACUUUCACUGAGCCAGGGCCCAUCAGCAACCACACCUUCCUCUGCCAGCACGGAGGGAUCCCGCCCAAUAAGUACCACUACAUUGACGACCUGGUGGUGAUCCUGCCCCAGAACGUGUGGGAGUACCUGUACAACAGUUUUGGAGGAGGUCCAGCAGUGAACCACUUGUACGUGUGUGCCAUCUGCCAGGUGGAGUUAGAGGCUCUGGCCAAACGCAGGAAGGUGGAAAUAGACACCUUUAUCAGGUUGAAUAAAGAGUUCCAAGCGGAGGAGGCUCCUACAGUCAUCCUGUGUAUCAGUAUGCAGUGGUUCAGAGAGUGGGAGAGCUUUGUCAAGGGCAAAGACAAUGAGCCCCCUGGUCCUAUUGACAACAGUAAGAUUGGUGUCAUGAAAGGGGGACAUGUACAGCUCAAGCAAGGGGCUGACUAUGGUCAGAUCUCAGAGGAGACGUGGCAGUAUCUCCUCGGUAUCUAUAGUGGAGGGCCUGAGAUUGCAGUGAGACAGACAGUGCUGGCCACCGACACAGACAGCCUGCAUGGAGAGAGGAAGAUAGAGGCAGAGACCAGGGCACUCUGAGAAAUGGUUGUCUGUGUUUGACUCCCCUGUACACUAGCCCUCACUGGAGCUGAGGGGGUUGAUUUGCACCUGGGUGAAGAGAAGCCUUAUUGUGAGCACUUUGUAAAAUGUAGCAACGCGCCUUAUUCUAUUACCUGUGCAGGAAGACAUAUUGGUCAAUUAUCCAUCAUAGUGUAGUAGAAAAGGUGUUAUUUAUUGAACAAACUUAAGAUGUUUUAGUAAGAAAAUAUACAUUGCAUAGUUGCAGUAGGUUGGUGACAACAAAAUCUAAAUUGCUGCUGUACUACUGUAGUAGGUGUGUCAUAUCGUUAACGGUGUCCUGCACUCAGAUGAGAGGCAGAGGGAGGAAGGGAGGGAAUGUCGUGCCGAGGGGCGUGACAUCAUCAGUGUUAAUUGCUACUUGACAACUCGGGUGAACUUGUACUAAUCUUUUUUUGCUGCAGGCCCCAAACAACAAACAUUCAAUGACUACACGUUUGUCUCUCCGAGACAAUGGAAGAGGAUGGAUGGAUGUAAAAAAAAAAAAGAAAAGGCUGUUCAGAGCGUGUUGAACGUUGCGAUCUUGUAGAAGUGUUCCACUCCCUUUCCGAGGAAGACUGCAAAGUUUUCAGAUUGUCGUGACUCGCGGCGUCUCAUCGCAUAGUCGAUUUAUUUAUUUAAGUUACACAGAUCGAGGCUUAUCCCAUCAAUAACCCUUAGUAGUGUAAGUUUACAUACCGUAUGAACAAGCAGAUUAGGUUAUUGUCUCUCUCUCUCUCCAUUCCUUAGUGUAGGAGAAUAGACUGGUCCCAGGUCUAUUUGUGCUGUCUUACCAACUCUAUGAUCUACCAACCCUCCGGUGCCUGCAGCCCCAGUUUAGGAUAGGAUAUCAGGCUAGGAGGAGAGGAAAGAGAGGGGGGGAGAUCCCGUCCACCUGGAGGGGUAGGUGUGGAAGAGGUGUCGUAAAGAGGUGUGUCGGUCACCCGUCUAAAGUGAGUGUUGCUCAGAUGUCCAUGUCUCGUACUUCUCCUCAGCUCAGCAAAACUCCAUAUCCCAGAAUUCACCACUCCCCCAGUUUACUAGCCUGCACCUGUCUGCACUUGUCUUUCUGCUUGGAAAAUAUGGGCGGCAGGUAGCCUAGCGGUUAAGAGCGUUGGGCUAGUAACCGAGAAGUCUCUUGUUCGAAUCUCCGAGCUGACUAAGUGAGAAGGCUGCCAAUGUGCCCUUGAGCAAGGCACUUAACCCGAAUUGCUCCUUUGUGUUGCUCUGGAUAAGCGUGUCUGCUAAAUGACUUAAAAUGUAAAAUAUCAUAAUCCCCCUCAUCCCUCUCACCAUAAAGGUACAAUGACCUUUACUGUGAAUGUAUAUACUGCAUGCUAAAACAGAGGUUCAAACUUGUUUUUUGUUUUUGGUAGGUAGGAUGAUGUUAUGUACUUUGACAAGAGAUGAUGCAAGUGGUGAUGUCAUUAUGAGCUUCCCCUGAUUUCCCUGAGUAUGCCAACUAACCGUUUAAUGGUUAAAUGACAUACGUUCACGCGUGUCAAUGGCUACUGUAGCAAUGCUAUGUAAUGGAUGCUGUCUAGUCGGUCCAAACAGUGUUUGAACCUAAAAGUAGAGGUUUGAAAAAUACCUGAGUGAUUCUGUGCUGCCGUGCUGGUAAGUGGUAUGUCAGUGUCCAAAGAGUAAUUAUGUCGUUUUUUUCCCCUUUUUUAUAUAUAUAUACAUACAUACAUACAUACAUACACACACACACACACACACACACACACACACACACACACACUGCUCAAAAAAAUAAAGGGAA
Molecule: messenger RNA, 4941 nt
Organism: Salmo salar (Atlantic salmon)
Lineage: Eukaryota; Metazoa; Chordata; Actinopteri; Salmoniformes; Salmonidae
Product: ubiquitin carboxyl-terminal hydrolase 20
Biological process (GO): protein deubiquitination
Molecular function (GO): zinc ion binding; cysteine-type deubiquitinase activity
Source: RefSeq, a predicted model, not a curated record